Molecule: messenger RNA, 4203 nt
Organism: Capsicum annuum
Lineage: Eukaryota; Viridiplantae; Streptophyta; Magnoliopsida; Solanales; Solanaceae
Product: rDNA transcriptional regulator pol5
Exons: 9
Coding region: 196-3945 (1249 amino acids)
Biological process (GO): regulation of DNA-templated transcription
Cellular component (GO): nucleolus
Molecular function (GO): DNA binding; transcription factor binding
Source: RefSeq, a predicted model, not a curated record
AAAAAUGGACAAAAGAACAAUGUACAGUAGUUUUUGUUAGUACGAAUUAAUAGUACAUGCACCUAUUUUCCCCUGUUUCCUUCCCUCUGUCUAAAACCCAAAACCCUAACAUUGAACUAGCAGCAUUAGCUUCACAGCCGCCGCCUUGCUCACUUUUCUCCGGCUCUUCUCUAUAAAACUACAAACAUUGGAGUUAUGAGCAUGGAGACGGUUGGGUCUGAGCAGCAGUCAAGGGAGAAAAUGAAGACAGACAAGAAAAAAAGGAAGGCCGAAACAGAGGUACCUGAUACCCCAUCAACCCCUCACAAGAUUUCUAGCAAUCCUAUGGAGAAGAAGAAGCAAAAAAGAGCUCUAGACAAAGAGAAGCGCAAACUGGAGUCGGAGAAAAUGGUCGAAGCCAAGCGAAAAUUAAUAGCUUCUGAAUUGAGAAGUAAUCAGAAGACAGUGAUUUCUCCUACUACUAGUGGGUUGCCCGAGUUCCACAUUAGUAUAUUUAAGGACCUUGCAGCUGCUGAGACUUCCAUUAGAGAAGCAGCUGCUCAUUCUUUAGUUGCUGAGUUGCUUGAAGUUCAGAAGGUUUAUGAUAGUAUCGCCAACAAGGAAGUGAUUGAGGGACAGCUCAAAUUGGAAGCUGAUAAGGAUGAUGGGUUGAAUAACUGUGCCCCUUCGUUGAGAUAUGCAGUUCGAAGGCUAAUUCGAGGCGUUUCUUCAUCAAGAGAGUGUGCAAGGCAAGGAUUUGCAUUAGGCAUGACAGUUUUGGUUUGUGCAGUUCCAUGCAUAAAAGUGGACGCACUGUUGAAGCUAAUUGUUGAAUUGUUGGAGAUCUCUUCUUCCAUGAGGGGUCAGGAAAAAAAAGAUUGCCUAUUGGGGCGAUUAUUUGCUUAUGGAGCUAUUGCAAGAUCAGGAAGAUUAACUUUAGAGUGGACUGCUGAUAAGAACACUCCUUACAUUAAAGAAUUUGUUGGUUCUCUCGUCUCGCUGGCAAAAAUGAAGCCUUACUUACAAGAACCUGCUGUCUCAAUUAUGUUGGAGUUGGUUGACAAGUUACCUGUUGAAGUUUCAUUGAAUCAUAUACUUGAAGCUCCUGGACUUAAAGAGUGGUUUGAAAGUGCAAUGGAAGUUGGAAAUCCUGAUGCUUUGCUUCUUGCCCUUUCUAUACGUGAAAAAACUGGUGUCGAUAAUAAAGAUUUUGGCAAGCUUCUGCCUUUUCCGUAUAGCCCCGGCCGGCUUUUCAGCGUGGAACAUUUGUCCUUGCUUUCCAAUUGCUUGAAGGAAUCCCACUUCUGUCAGCCACGAACUCAUAGUGUAUGGUAUUCCUUGGUAAAUAUACUUUUACCUGAAAAUGUUCUACAAGAUUUUGAUCCCUCUGCAGCUUUAAAUUCCAUUAAAAAGCACAAAAAAGGCCGCAAGGGUAGCUCAGCAGAAGAAGAUAUUGAGAAAAAUGUUAAAAACUUUAGUGAAGUUAUCAUUGAAGGAUCACUUCUUCCAUCAUCUCAUAAUUGCAAGAAUUUGGCUUUCAAUGUUCUUCUGCUUCUCCUUCCAAAACUGCCUGCAUCGUGCAUCUACAAUGUUCUGUCUUACAAAGUUGUGCAGUGCUUAAAGGAUGUACUUUCCAUGAAAGACACUAAUCUAUUCAAAGCCGGUCAAUACUUUUUACGAGAAUUUUCUGAGUGGGUGAAGCAUGAUGAUGUUAGAAGAGUGGCAGUUAUCAUGGCUCUACAGAAGCAUAGUAAUGGGAAGUUUGAUUGCUUCACCAGGUCAAAAACUGUAAAAGGGUUGAUGUCUGAGUUCAAAACUGAGUCUGGAUGCAUGCUUCUCAUUCAGAACUUAGUUGACAUGUUCCUGGACGAAGCUCGUGCUUCUGAGGAGCCUUCAGAUCAGAGUCAAACUACAGAUGACAACUCAGAAAUUGGUUCCUUAGAAGAUAAGGAUUCUAUUGGAGCAGUAGGAACAUCAGACUUUUUGAAAAGAUGGGUUGUAGAGUCACUUACCAAUAGCUUGAAGCAUUUAACUCUGGAUACAAAUGCAAAGUUCAGGGUCCAAAGAGAAAUUCUAAAAUUUUUGGCAGUUCAGGGUCUAUUUUCUUCAACUCUUGGAACUGAGGUAACAUCUUUUGAACUGGAAGAAAAAUUUAGGUGGCCAAAGUCUCCCAUUUCAAGUGCUCUUUGUAGGAUGUGCAUUGAGCAGCUACAGUUACUGCUAUCAAAUGCUCAAAAAGGCGAUGGACCUCAAGUUGUGACAAGUGGCCUUGAAAUUAAUGAUCUUGGAGCUUAUUUCAUGCGAUUUCUUACUACAUUGCGAAACAUUCCUUCUGUUUCGCUAUUUAGGUCCUUGAGCGAUGAUGAUGAAGAAGCUAUCAAAAAAUUGCAGGCUAUGGAGUCUCAGCUCUCAAGACAGGAGAGAAACUUGGGUCCAAGUAUUGACACAAAUAAAUUUCAUUCCAUGAGGUACCUUCUGAUACAAUUGUUGCUUCAAGUCCUACUUCGGCCUCAAGAAUAUUCUGAAGCUGCCUCUGAAUUGGUUAUUUGCUGUACCAAAGCUUUUCGAUCAUCCGAUCUUCUUGCUUCCUCUGGAGAAGAUGAAGCAGAGGGAGAUGACACACCCGAAUUCAUGGAUGUUCUAGUGGACACCAUGCUUUCGUUGCUGCCACAGUCAUCAGCUCCGAUGCGAACCGCUAUUGAACAGGUGUUCAAAUGUUUUUGUCAUGAUGUCACGGAUGAUGGGUUACUUCGAAUGUUGCGGGUUAUAAAGAAAGAUCUCAAACCAGCCAGACACCAAGAAACAGACAGUGAGAAUGAUGAUGAUGAGGACGACGAUGACGACGUUCUUGACAUCGAAGAAGCAGAGGACUCUGAUGAAGCAGAGAUGGACGAAACUGCAGAGGGUGAUGGACAUGCAGAUGACUCGGAGACAGUAGUUGACGUUGAGGGUGUUAGCGCAGAACGUCCUCAAGCUUCUGAUGAUGAUUCUGAUGAGGGAAUGGAUGAUGAUGCAAUGUUCCGCAUGGACGCCCAUCUAGCUAAAAUGGUCCAGGAUAGGAAGAACCAGGCUGGUGGUGAAACUGCUCAUUCACAGCUUGCCCUCUUCAAACUCCGUAUCCUCUCUUUGCUGGAGAUCUACCUACAUGAAAAUUCAGGGAAACCACAAGUGUUGAAAAUAUUCUCUAGCCUAGCUCAAGCAUUUGUAAACCCGCACACUACAGAAGGUAACGAACAACUUGGCCAACGAAUUUGGGGAAUUUUACAGAAGAAAAUCUUCAAGGCAAAGGACUAUCCAAGAGGUGAAGCCAUCCAACUCCCAGUGCUUAAGUCACUCCUGGAAAGGAACUUGGCACUGGCCGCGAAGCCUUUCAAGAAAAAGAAAUCUGCUUCUAGCUUGUCAAAGAAAAAGCUGUCUGCUGCCUUGAAUAGAUACAAAAUGAUCAUUUCUCUUGCUCAGAGUUCAACAUUUUGGAUUUUGAAGAUAAUUGAUGCGAAAAACCUUCCAGAGUCCGAACUUCAGGAGGUUUUUCGUAUAUUCAGAGGAAAGCUGGAGGGCUACUUAGAUAGCAAAAGUACUCGUAUGAAGUGUGAGUUUCUAAAAGAAAUUUUUAAAAGACGACCAUGGAUUGGACAUGAGCUAUUUGGCUUCCUUUUGGAGAAAUGUGCUAGUGCAAAGCUACAGUUUCGACAAAUUGAGGCUCUUGAACUAGUUAUUGAGAUUUUAAAAUCAACUGUGUCUUCAAACCCUGAUGAGAGCAGCCAUCUUACUAAGUUAGGCUCUCUUGUUAAUGUGUUGUUGAAAAAUAUGCCCGAGAAGGCGUCAAGACGAGCUGAUGUGCGGAAGUUCUGUGGUAAAGUAAUUCAGUUCUUAACAGACCCUAAGCUGAGAACCUCGUUUCUUAAGGCUCUGGAACCAGAUUGUGAAGCUCAACUGACCGAAAUGUUUCCUAUUUUGAAAAAGUGAAUGUUUGGGAAAUUAAUCAAGUAUCUACGAGAACAUUUAUUGUAUGUUGGAGUGAUCAGUGCGGCAUUGCCACAAGUUAUUUGUAGGUUUGUUGUAAUUGGAAUUUACCUACCCUUUUUUGCGAAUUUUUUUCUUUGGUUGUUGAAAAGCUUAUAGUAGCAACAGUUUUAGUAAUAUGUAGUUUUCACUGUGUAAUUGUACAAUGCUAAUUUUCAGCACAGCGUGCGUGAAUUUACAUACUGCAUUCGUCAUUCUUCA